AUGACACACGGUGAAUUAGAUGCACUCAUACAUGAACAAGUCGCUGAAAUUCUUGCCAUGGAAGCAAGCAAGAAUACUAGCAAAACUACGAAAGGAAACUCUAGUAGAGCAGGUUCUUACAAGGAUUUCAUGUAUUGCAAACCGAUAUUCUUCAAUGGUACUGAAGGGGCAGUAGGUUUGUUGCAAUGGUUUGAGAAAACGGAAUCAGUAUUCCGAUUAUGUGAAUGCACUGACGGCAACCGAGUCAAGUAUGCCACCGGCACACUUCUUGGUGGUGCUCUAUCAUGGUGGAGUGGAUAUGUUAAUUCUAUAGGAAUAGACGCAGCUAAUGCAUCACCGUGGGAAGAAGUCAAGGAAAUGAUGAAGGGAGAGUAUUGCCCAAGGAACGAGAUUCAGAAGCUAGAGAUAGAGUUCUGGUAUCUGGUAGUAAAAGGGAAUAAUGUGGCUGAAUAUACUAGGAGAUUUUAUGAGUUGUCAGUAUUGUGCCCAACAAUGGUCACUCCUGAGUACAAACGACUUAAGAGUGCCAUUAGUUUAGCUCAUGAUCUCAUGGAUCAGGUGAUUCGUCACAAUGGAGCGACAAAGAUUGCAGAGAUAAAAAGCAAUGAUAAUAAGAGGAAGUUGGACGAGAAUCAAGAGAGAAGUUAUGAACAACACCUAUACAAGGAACCAAGUGUAAUUAAAGCAUACUAUGUCAGACAAAGUAGUAACUCAUUCAAUCUUGGAACCAAGCCUUUCUGCAACAUAUGCAAACGUCAUCAUACCAGGGAGUGUAGAGAAGUAGCUUGGGGCAACAAUAGUAGUUGUUUCAACUAUGGAGAAAAGGGACAUUUCAGAAGGAAUUGUCCAAUGUUUUUAGACCAUGAGAAUGAACAACAACACGAGGACUGA
This is a messenger RNA of Erigeron canadensis, 891 nucleotides long. RefSeq lists its product as uncharacterized. The record is from RefSeq and is a predicted model, not a curated record. The coding region runs from base 1 to 891 and encodes 296 amino acids. The transcript has 2 exons. Gene Ontology annotation, molecular function: nucleic acid binding; zinc ion binding. NCBI's taxonomy places the organism in Eukaryota, Viridiplantae, Streptophyta, Magnoliopsida, Asterales, Asteraceae.